AUGACUGAUCAGAAAGUUAAUACGCCUAUUAAGGUAGCAUUUAUCCAUCCAGAUCUAGGUAUUGGUGGUGCAGAGAGAUUGGUUGUAGAUGCAGCACUGGGCUUACAAGAAAAAGGUUAUGAGGUGAAAAUGUUCACCUCCCACUGUGACAAAGAUCAUUGUUUCGAAGAAAUUAAGAAUGGUACACUAGAGGUUGAAGUGUUUGGAGAUAACCUUCCAACUAAUUUCAAUAAAAAGUUUUUUAUAGUUUUUGCGACUCUAAGGCAGUUAUUUUUAACUUGGAAAUUAUACACUACAGGCCAAUUAAACAAUUACGAUUUAUACAUUGUUGAUCAACUCUCGACAUGUCUUCCAUUUUUACAUCUAUUCUCCAAUGCAAAAUUACUUUUCUAUUGCCAUUUCCCUGAUAAAUUUUUAAGUUAUAGAACUUCUUUGUUAAAAACAUUGUACAGAAUCCCAUUCGAUUUGACCGAACAGUUUGCUUUGAGCUGUGCUGAUAAGAUUGUCGUUAAUUCCAAAUUCACAAGGUCUAUGUAUCAUAAAGCGUUUAGCUUGUUAAGAAAUGAGCCAGAUGUUAUUUAUCCAUGUGUGGACCUAGAGCCCAUAAAAAUUGAAGAUGUUGAUAAAAAUUUGUUUGAUCAAAUGUUCAAUGAUGGAGAUAAAUAUUAUUUGAGUAUAAAUAGAUAUGAAGGGAAGAAAAAUGUUAAACUAGCUUUAAGGGCCUUUGCAUUAUCUAGUGCUGCAUCGGAUGAUAAACUCAAGUUGGUGAUUUGUGGUGGGUAUGAUCCAAGAAUAAGUGAAAAUGUAGCAAACUUGCAAACUUUAGAGAAAGAAGCCAAGGAAUUGAAGUUACCAUAUUCAACUAUAGCAUAUGCUACUUAUAGGAAAGACUUUGAUUCAUUUAACAUUGAUGCAAAGGAUAAGAAAGUCAUUUUUCUGACCUCCAUAUCUACGUCAUUAAAAGAGUUAUUACUAAGUAAGACAGAAAUGUUAAUGUAUACUCCAACAAACGAACAUUUUGGUAUUGUUCCUCUGGAAGCUAUGAAGUAUGGUAAACCUGUAUUGGCUACAAAUACGGGUGGUCCGUUGGAAACUAUUAUUUCCUAUAUUCCAAAUAAAAAUGAGCAAGAGACUACUGGUUGGUUAAGAGCCCCAAUCCCGGGAUCAUGGGCUAAUGUAAUUGAUGAAAUGAGAACUCUUCCUGAUAUUGAUUUUGCCAGUAAUGGUGAGAAGAGAGUGAAAUCUAAGUUCACUCGUGAUGUUAUGACAUGGACUUUCGACGAAAAUAUUGAUAAAAUAAUUUGGACAAAAAAGACAAAGUUAUUCUGGGAAAAUAUCCUAUUUUCACUAUUGCGUUUAAUGUUUCAUCUCAUAAUUGUGAAGGUAUAUCCUGAGGCUUCUCUGCCAUUUUUAUUUCUAGCAGCUAUAUCUUUCCUUUAUUUCAAAGAUUUUAUUGGCACAUUAUAUUGGUCAUUCAUUUUCAUUUUGACUUCUGAUUUAUUAACCAACUAUUUAAAUAAAUGA
Molecule: messenger RNA, 1524 nt
Organism: Maudiozyma barnettii
Lineage: Eukaryota; Fungi; Ascomycota; Saccharomycetes; Saccharomycetales; Saccharomycetaceae
Gene: ALG2
Product: GDP-Man:Man(1)GlcNAc(2)-PP-dolichol alpha-1,3-mannosyltransferase
Exons: 1
Coding region: 1-1524 (507 amino acids)
Molecular function (GO): GDP-Man:Man(1)GlcNAc(2)-PP-Dol alpha-1,3-mannosyltransferase activity; alpha-1,3-mannosyltransferase activity
Source: RefSeq, a predicted model, not a curated record